AUGGACGCCGCCGCAGCCGCCGCGCUCCAGGAGCGCCUUCAGACGGCGUCGGUCGAGUACCAGAAGCUGCAGUCCGACCUCUCGAUCGCGGUCGAUGCCCGCCAGAAGCUCGACGCGCAGCUGUCCGAGAACGAGCUCGUGAAGAAGGAGUUCGCGACGCUGAAGCCAGAGAACACGGUUUACAAGCUCGUGGGGCCCGUGCUCGUGCCGCAGGACCAGAUAGAAGCGAAGCAGAACGUGGACACGCGGCUGGACUUUAUCAGGGGAGAGAUCAAACGCCUCGAGGGGCAGCUCAAGGACUACAACGACAAGUCGGAAAAGAAGAAGAUGGAGGUUCGUUAG
This is a messenger RNA of Epithele typhae, 342 nucleotides long. RefSeq names its product Prefoldin beta-like protein. The transcript has 3 exons. Gene Ontology annotation, biological process: chaperone-mediated protein complex assembly; protein folding. The coding region runs from base 1 to 342 and encodes 113 amino acids. Gene Ontology annotation, cellular component: prefoldin complex; cytoplasm. NCBI's taxonomy places the organism in Eukaryota, Fungi, Basidiomycota, Agaricomycetes, Polyporales, Epitheliaceae. The record is from RefSeq and is a predicted model, not a curated record. Gene Ontology annotation, molecular function: protein-folding chaperone binding.